Aureobasidium uvarum is the source of this 838-nucleotide messenger RNA. The record is from the annotation of a GenBank genome assembly. Lineage: Eukaryota; Fungi; Ascomycota; Dothideomycetes; Dothideales; Saccotheciaceae.
AACUCCGCUCGCUCAUCGUCUGUGGCGGCGGUUCGCAGGGGACGUUGCUGCUGCAACAGCUUCUGCCGUGAUGAUAACACCACUAGUGGUAAUCAUCGACAGGGCAAUCGUAGAGCAAUCGUCCUCAAAGCGACCAAUGCUACAAUGCCUUCGCCUGCAUUUUUCCAAUGCGAUGAAGCGUCCCAGCCGCUUUGUCCUCUCUCGGCCGUUCGGCAUUGUAUGGACGCUAUACGCGGCGACUUACAUAGUUGCCAACACUUCAGAAACCUUUGCGUCUACCAGAGAUAACGUACCCAUUGGGAGUGUCGUGCUUGCGUCGACCUGCUUGGUCAACGUUCCACUUGGUGUUUGGAAAGAUGUCAGGUUUGCGCAGCUAUUUGGCGUCGGGAAAGCUUCCGUGAUUGCCGGUGCCGCUGCCUCUACACACACUGCCAAGGUCGGAAGAACCCCGAUCUCGGCUGCAGCCACCUUUCUCGCUAGGGACACGCUCACCCUCUUUGGCUCGUUCACACUGGCACCAUGGUUAUCUGCAUCUCUGCCGGAAGUCUCGCUUUUGAGCUCACAGGCGCAAGCGGUUCUUACGCAGUUGACUGUACCAGCUUUGACACAGAUUGGCGCAACGCCGCUGCACCUUCUCGGGCUGGAUCUGUGCAACAGGCCUUACCGUAUGUCUUGGCGUGAAAGAAUGAUUCAGAUCAGGUAUUAUUUGCUCUCGACGACAAUGGUGAGGUGUGUUCGGAUACUGCCUGCUUUCGGCUUUGGAUGUCUCACAAACACGGCAUUACGAGAGUAUCUGCAUGGAGACAGCGGACUGUUGACUGGACCGAACGGCGACAUU